Messenger RNA from Hypoxylon trugodes, 2232 nucleotides. Its product is annotated as mitochondrial chaperone BCS1. The coding region runs from base 314 to 1822 and encodes 502 amino acids. The transcript has a single exon. Lineage: Eukaryota; Fungi; Ascomycota; Sordariomycetes; Xylariales; Hypoxylaceae. Gene Ontology annotation, biological process: mitochondrial respiratory chain complex III assembly; protein insertion into mitochondrial inner membrane from matrix. The record is from RefSeq and is a predicted model, not a curated record. Gene Ontology annotation, cellular component: mitochondrial inner membrane. Gene Ontology annotation, molecular function: ATP binding; ATP hydrolysis activity.
GAACAAACAACUCGUGGCGCUGAUUGUGGCGUAGAUUAGAAAUCUUACUCAGUAACAGAAGAAAAAAAAACGAUUCUCACCGAAUUCACCUUUGUAGCGUUGGAUAAUAACAGCAUGCAACUUUUAAUGUAAUCAAUUCAUCGCGAGGGAAUUAAUGUGAUGCAAGAUCUCCGCUCAUUUCCUCAUACAUGUAUCUUCUUUAUGUAUUUCUUAUAUUAUUCUUCCGAUUUUCUAUUUUUUUCAGCUACGGUUGCGAUCAUUGGAUGCUAACUAAGCGCUUCUCUGGGUCAUCCACAGCAGCGGCGCAUCCACAAUGGUUCGGCCUUUUCACCUUGGGGUUACAGCGAGCCACAGGGUACUUGACCCAUCAAUGCAUGGCCUGGAAUUUAUAAGAGACAUCAUUGGCCACUGGGUGUCUGGUCUUGACAUCACACACUUAGGGUCUCUUGCUGCGUGCGUCGGUGCGGCUCCCGCAGUAUGGAGAUUUUUGAGGACAGCUUGGCAUGAAGCCUACGGUUGGAUCCGCCAGUUCUUCAUCUCUUCCAUAACAAUACCUGCUCAUGACCCGCUCAACCGACAUGUGACGAAUUGGAUCAUAGCCAACGUUGUACAAUUUCGCAGCAUCCGGUCUUUCACAGCCCGCACUCAGAUUCAAGCCACGAGGCAAGCCGAGUUAUUUAAAAAGACCCGCUGGGAUAUACAAUACCUUCCUCAUUUCGGAACGACCUGGUUCUGGCAUGAUGGCAACUUGUUCGUGGUAAGACGACCACUCGACAGCUUUAAGACGUCUACGUCCAAUUCCAGCUACGAUGGCGUCGGAGGGGAAGAACUCACAAUCGGCUGUCUUGGACUAUCGACAGAGGCUAUCAAAAGAUUAAUCCAGACAUGCCAAGAAUAUGCGGACGACCAAGCGCAAUACUAUGUCAUAAUAUACUCGCGAUAUAGGAUGUCCUGGCAACCAAAGUCCCGAAAGCCAAUUCGCCGACUAGAAACAGUUCACUUUGACGAUAAACUCAAGCAUGAGCUCCUUACUGAUAUCCGGAAUUAUCUUGACCCCAACACAAAGAGAUUAUAUCUCAGCCGAUCCAUGCCAUAUCGAAGGGGUUACUUAUUUUACGGACCACCUGGUACGGGAAAGUCAUCACUUUCGACUGCUCUAGCUGGUGAAUUUGGUCUCGAUUUGUACGAAGUCAAGAUCCCGAGCGUAGCGACUGAUCAGGAUCUGGAACAGAUGUUUCAGGAGGUACCACCCCAAUGUAUUGUACUUUUAGAGGAUAUCGAUGCGAUUUGGACGAAACGCGAGUCGCCGGAUAAUGAGCAACAUAACGAAAUCAUAUCGAAUUGUACCCUUUCAGGUUUACUUAAUGUUUUAGAUGGCGUGGGGUCUCCAGAAGGUCGUAUUGUUAUCAUGACAACGAAUAAACCGGAACGGCUCGAUAGUGCCUUGGUACGGCCUGGUCGCGUCGAUAUGAAAGUUAUGCUAGGAAACAUUAGCCAGAAGUCAGCCGAAGAGAUGUUCCUCCGCAUGUUCGCACUAGACAUCAGCACUCCUCCGUUACCGACUUCGAGAAAAGAUGUUGGCGAGAAAAAGGAGGAAGAUCCACAAAUGGAUCGUGAAGAACUGCAGCGACUUGCUUUAGAGUUUUCGUGCCAAAUCCCGGAAGAUACAUUUACGCCUUCGCAAUUACAAGGCUUUUUCCAGUUAUACUUAGAUAAUCCCGUCGAGGCUGUAUCGAAUGUGUCCGCAUGGGUGGAAAGAGGACUAUCCGGCAUGUCGUCCGAUGACGAGAUUGAAAUCGUCGGCAACGGACAUGCUCGAUAAGCUACAGAUAUGGGUGUACCAUAGGUGGAUAGCUAAAGGAUGGGAUGCAUUAUAAAAUUGUACUUUAGGGUUUCCGCAUUGGGAUAAACAGGACUGGAGUUUGGAGAAAAGGUUGGAUAGAUUCGUGAACAAUGUAUUUGGACUAGAAGCAUUAAGGUAUCAGCAUGCAUUUGACAGGAGUUUAGACCUAGGGACCUAGAUUCUAUUAGAAGUCGCUUCGGGGCCGGCAGGUUUAGACGUGCCAAGCAAUGCCUACCGUCGGUCGCAUGCCCCAUGUAAAUUCCUCGAUAUGGCAUGAGAGUUUAUUUGCAAUCCUAAUGUGCGCUUAUACCUACCCGACAUCAAGUUUCCAAUGUACUUAUUCAAGAAAAGCUGGAUUAUAUCUUGACGUGCUCUGCUCGUGUUGCUGG